CAGCGGCGUCCGGUCCGGCCCGGCCCAGACAGUAGAUUUAGGAGACUGCGGCUGGUCCGGGACCCAUCUGGAGGCGCGCAGCGCGCGAGCCAGUAGCAGAGCCAUGGCGGGCGGGGAAGACAGCGGUGACGGGGAGCCGGUAUCAGUGGUAACUGUGCGGGUGCAGUACCUAGAGGACAGCGACCCUUUCGCAUGUGCCAACUUCCCGGAGCCGCGCCGGGCCCCCACCUGCAGCCUGGACGGGGCUCUGCCCCUGGGCGCACAGAUACCCGCGCUGCACCGCCUGCUGGGGGCGCCGCUCAAGCUAGAGGACUGUGCCCUGCAAGUGUCUCCCUCUGGAUACUAUCUGGACCCCGAGCUAUCCCUGGAAGAGCAGCGGGAGAUGCUGGAGGGCUUCUAUGAAGAGAUCAGCAAAGGGCGGAAGCCUACGUUGAUCCUGCGGACCCAGCUCUCCGUGAGGGUCAAUGCCAUCUUAGAAAAGUUGUAUGGCUCCAGUGGCCCUGAGCUCCGCCGCUCCCUCUUUUCACUAAAGCAGAUCUUCCAGGAGGACAAGGACCUGGUGCCUGAAUUUGUGCACUCAGAGGGCCUAAGUUGCCUGAUCCGUGUGGGUGCUGCUGCUGACCACAACUACCAGAGCUACAUCCUCAGAGCACUAGGCCAGCUGAUGCUUUUUGUGGACGGGAUGCUGGGGGUGGUGGCCCACAGUGAGACUGUGCAGUGGCUGUACACAUUGUGUGCCAGCCUGUCCCGCUUGGUGGUGAAGACAACCCUGAAGCUGCUGCUGGUGUUUGUGGAAUACUCUGAGAGCAACGCACCGCUGUUCAUCUAUGCAGUCAACUCUGUGGCCAGUAACACCGGUGCUCUUCCAUGGGCCAAUCUGGUAUCCAUCCUGGAGGAGAAGAAUGGCACAGACCCUGAGUUAUUAGUGUACACAGUCACUCUCAUCAACAAGACGCUGGCAGCGCUCCCAGACCAGGACUCCUUCUAUGACGUGACUGAUGCACUGGAGCAGCAGGGCAUGGAGGCACUGGUCCAGCGCCACUUGGGCACUGCGGGCACUGAUGUUGACCUGCGAGCGCAGCUUGUGCUCUAUGAGAGUGCCCUGCGGUUGGAGGAUGGAGACAUCGAGGAAGCCGCCACAGGUGGUCGGAGGGAGCGCAGAAAGCCUUCUUCAGAGGAGGGCAAGAGGAGCCGCCGAUCUCUAGAAAGCGGGGGCUACCCAGUGCACGCCACGGAGGCUGGGUAAGAAUGUGCCCCAGCAGAUGGAGAGGGAUGGAUGGCCCAAGAGUAGCCCUGUCUCCUGACAGACCCCGCCUCCAGCCCCACAGGCCCCGCCCCACCAACAGGCCCUGCCUCCAGCCCUGUGGGCCCUGCCUCUGGCUUCCAUACCUCGGUGAACCUCUUCCCUACCAUCUCUGUGGCACCCUCAGUCGACAGCUCCUCCGAGAGGAGCAUCUACAAACUUCACCAAACUGCUCCUGUUUGGGCCCCUGAGAGCCCACCUGUCCCCCCGUCCCCUACUGGGCAGGCCAGGCUAGAAGCCCGGUUCCUAGAGAAUGUGGCAGCAGCAGAAACAGAGAAGCAGGCUGCGCUGGCCCAGGGCCGGGCAGAGACAUUGGCUGAGGCCAUGCCCGAUGAGGCUGAUGGGCAUCCAAACACCCGGGAACUAUGGGGAUCCCCUGAACCAGUCCCUGCACCCAGAACACCCCAGAGCCCUACCCCCCGAGUCCUGCUCCGGGCCCAACGGAGCCUUGAGCCAGAGCCCAAGGAGCCACUGGCCCCACCGAGCCCCAAGGCUGAGCCCACCCAGGAACUCCCUACCCGUGUCACCAAGCUCUGCAUUGGGGACCUGGACUUCUCAGAUCUGGGGGAGGAUGAAGACCAGGACAUGCUGAACAUGGAGUCUGUGGAAGCCACAAAAGGGGUCCCACCCCCACCCCCACUGCCCCUGCUCUCUGGAGGUCCCCCACCUCCUCCUCCCCUACCUCCCCCACCGAUCAAAGGCCCUUUCCCACCACCUCCACCCCCAGCUGCCCCUCUUCCCACCAUAGCGCCUGAUGGCCAAGCCCUCCCCACCAAGAGGAAGACAGUAAAACUCUUCUGGCGGGAGCUAAAGCUAGCUGGGAGCCAUGGAGGCUCUGGGAGCCGCUUUGGGUCCAGCUCCACCCUGUGGGCCUCACUGGAGCCUGUCUUGGUGGACACAGCCCGGCUGGAACACCUGUUCGAGUCCCGUGCCAAGGAUGUGCUGCCUUCCAAGAAAGCUGGUGAGGGCCGCCGGACAAUGACCACAGUGCUGGACCCCAAGCGCAGCAACGCUAUCAACAUUGGCCUAACCACACUGCCACCUGUGCAUGUCAUUAAGGCUGCCUUGCUCAACUUUGAUGAGUUUGCUGUCAGCAAGGAUGGCAUUGAGAAGCUACUGACCAUGAUGCCCACGGAGGAGGAGCGGCAGAAGAUUGAGGAGGCCCAGCUGGCCAAUCCUGACAUACCUCUGGGCCCAGCUGAGAAUUUCCUGAUGACUCUUGCCUCCAUCGGGGGCCUGGCUGCCCGCCUACAACUCUGGGCCUUCAAACUGGACUAUGACAGCAUGGAGCGGGAAAUUGCAGAGCCACUGUUUGACCUGAAAGUGGGCAUGGAACAGCUGGUACAAAAUGCCACCUUCCGCUGCAUCUUGGCCACCCUGCUGGCUGUGGGCAACUUCCUCAAUGGCUCCCAGAGCAGUGGCUUUGAGCUAAGCUACCUGGAGAAGGUGUCAGAGGUGAAGGACACAGUACGCCGGCAGUCACUGCUGCACCAUCUCUGCUCCUUGGUGCUCCAGACCCGGCCUGAUUCUUCCGACCUCUACUCAGAAAUCCCUGCUCUGACCCGCUGUGCCAAGGUGGACUUUGAGCAGCUGACUGAGAACCUGGGGCAGCUGGAGCGCCGGAGCCGGGCAGCUGAGGAGAGUCUGCGGAGCUUGGCUAAGCAUGAGCUGGCCCCAGCCCUGCGUGCACGCCUCACUCACUUCCUGGCCCAGUGUGCCCGCCGCGUUACCAUGCUGAGGGUAGUGCACCGCCGUGUCUGCAACAGGUUCCAUGCCUUCCUGCUAUACCUGGGGUACACAGCACAGGCAGCCCGUGAAGUACGCAUCAUGCAGUUCUGCCACAUCCUGCGGGAGUUUGCACUGGAGUACCGGACUUGCCGGGAACGGGUGCUGCAGCAGCAGCAGAAGCGGGCCACAUACCGUGAGCGCAACAAGACGCGGGGACGCAUGAUCACUGAGACAGAGAAGUUCUCAGGUGUGGCUGGGGAAGCCCCCAGCAACCCAUCUGUUCCAGUGGCUGUGGGUAGUGGGCCAGGCCAGGGUGAUGCAGAUAAUCACGCCAGCAUGAAGAGUCUGCUGACCAGCAAGCCGGAGGACACCACGCAUGGCCGCCGCAGCAGAGGCCUGGUCCAGAGCAGCUCCCCAGUCAUGCCCACAGCAGUGGGGCCCUCCACUUCAACCCCAGAAGAAGCCCCAGGUUCCAGUUUACCCAGUGACACUUCAGAUGAAAUCAUGGACCUACUCGUGCAGUCAGUGACCAAGAGCAGUCCUCGUGCCUUAGCUGCUCGGGAACGCAAGCGUUCCCGUGGCAACCGCAAAUCUUUGAGACGGACCUUGAAGAGCGGGCUCGGAGAAGACCUGGUGCAGGCACUAGGACUGAGCAAGGGUCCUGGCCUGGAGGUAUGAAGGUGCUGCCUCCAGGAUACCUAUCUGGGCCCCAGCCUGCAUGCAAGAGACUGUAGAGUGAGGAGGGACCACAGCAGAAUUCUGGGCAUCUUCUCAACUCUGGGGUCACACUGUGCCCAGUGGCCAGUGCCUUGAACAGUAUUAGCUGUGUGUGCAUGUGAGUGUGUGUGUGUCUGUAUGUGCAUGUAUGAGCUCCCUGAACACAUGGAGCAUAAUAAAGUUUUCUUAGCCAA
This is a messenger RNA of Hipposideros armiger (great roundleaf bat), 3942 nucleotides long. It is a transcript of the gene FHOD1, whose product is annotated as formin homology 2 domain containing 1. Lineage: Eukaryota; Metazoa; Chordata; Mammalia; Chiroptera; Hipposideridae. Gene Ontology annotation, cellular component: cytoskeleton; cytoplasm. The record is from RefSeq and is a predicted model, not a curated record. Gene Ontology annotation, molecular function: actin filament binding. Gene Ontology annotation, biological process: cortical actin cytoskeleton organization. The transcript is spliced from 23 exons.